AUGGUCCGUUAUGAUUUGGGUGAUGUGUUCUCGGGAACGUGGUCAAAAGGAGUCCACUAUUCAGGAGUUUUAGAAGAAUGGUUUGGUCAACGCUGGUGGUCAACGCGCCCUGUGUUGUUGUUUCUGACAACACUUUUUGUCUUUCUGCCUCUGGCAUCCUUCAGGCGUGUGGAUUCACUGAGAUACUCGUCAGCAUUAUCAGUUGUGUUGGCUAUUGUUUUUGUGGUGAUAACAGCUGGUGUUGCAAUUGUUAAGUUUAUUGAUGGAAGCAUUGAGAUGCCACACUUAAUGCCUCAAUUCACUGGCCAACAAUCCUUUUGGAAGCUUUUCACUACUAUCCCUAUAUUAGUCACUGCUUACAUCUGUCAUCAUAACGUUCAUCCUAUAGAGAAUGAACUAAAAGAUCCUUCCCAUAUGAAUGCAAUAGUUAAGACAUCACUCUUACUAUGCUCAUCUGUAUACAUAGCAACAAGCCUUUUUGGAGUUUUAUUAUUUGGAGACAAAGUACAAGAUGAUGUACUAGCCAAUUUUGAUGGAGAUCUUGGAGUUCCUUAUGGUUCAUUUCUUAAUGAUGUAGUUAGAGUGAGCUAUGGAAUUCACCUUAUCUUAGUCUUCCCAAUUGUGUUUUUCUCACUUCGUCUCAACUUAGAUGGUCUUUUGUUUCCACAUGCCAUUCCUCUUUCUUUUGACAACAAAAGAUUCUGUUUUGUCACCACAAUUCUAUUGGCUUUUGUUUUUGUUGGAGCUAAUUAUGUUCCUAGUAUUUGGGAUGCCUUUCAAUUCACAGGUGCUACAACUGCCAUAUCUGUUGGAUACAUUUUUCCAGCUGCUAUUGCUCUUAGGGACACUCGUGGGGUUGCAACAAAAAAAGACAAGAUGUUAUCUUUGUUUAUUAUACUCUUGGCUGUCUCAUGUAGCACUGUAGCCUUAUCUAGUGACUUGUACAGCAUCUACAAUAACGAAACAACAUUAGAUGAAGACCCAUUAUUAUCAUGAUUGUUGUGAUAGAUUAUUACCCACGUUGAAGUCCUGGAAUUAUAUAUCAUACAGUACUCUCCAACAGUGUUUUUUAGGAAGUACUUUAGUAAACUCCCUAAAUUCAACCUACCAGAAGUCACUGAUUGAUUUUUCUUGUGGUGUAUUGACAAGUCAACUUGUAUAUCCCAGGUACUUUAGUUGUGUUUUGCAAUUUUAUUUGUCCCUUUAAUAGUAUAUAUAACUGUAAAAACCAAUUGUAUAUACAUUUUGUAUACAGUAUAACAAUUUUUAUUUUGAAGAAUUA
Cicer arietinum (chickpea) is the source of this 1282-nucleotide messenger RNA. The record is from RefSeq and is a predicted model, not a curated record. NCBI's taxonomy places the organism in Eukaryota, Viridiplantae, Streptophyta, Magnoliopsida, Fabales, Fabaceae.